AUGUUUAACUAUUUAGGGACAUCAUAUCGUAAGGAUAUGAUUGUCUUUACUCUGUAUUUUAUUCUAUUCCUAACAAAAUUAUGCUAUUGUGGAAAUGCAGAGGUGACUGUACCUUCCGUAAACACUACUUUUGACCUCUCUUCUCCCGAUCCUUCCUUGGUUAGAGACUAUGAGAGUACUAUAAAUGGAGUAGUCUACCGUUCAUUCUUCCCCAAGGGACUACUGUUUAGUAAGGUCAUAGAUGGGGAAGUCACUCUCUGGGAAGGUAAGGGAGAAGAGAGAUGUAUAUCUGUGGAAUAUAUUACAAAGGAAACGUCUACUCUAAUCUCUAUAGGAAUAAACACUGGUGACGGUUAUACCGAUAACUACUUUGAGAAACUGGACGGGAAAUGGAGUGGACUUACUACAGAGACGUUCAAGGAGAAGUUUAAUAAAGUGACUGGAAGGUCUCAGCGUACUAUCCCCGUCACUCUAGAUCUUUCAAAUCCUAGUGAGUCCAAUAUUUGUACAAAAAAUUACAGUUACAAUGGAAUAAUGUUUAAUAAUUUUUCCCCAAAUGAGGGUUAUCAUAUAGGAUACAUUGUGGAUGGUAAAGCCCCUGUUUGGAUAGGUGAGGAAGAAACAAGAUGUAUCUCUACAGGGUAUUCUACAAAGGGAGAUUUUUCCCUCCUUACCGUGGAGGUAGAUAACAGUGUUUCCAUUCAGGCAAAAUACUUUGAAAGAGUAGGUUCAGAGUGGAAGAGUAUUACAGGAUAUGAAUUUAAGGAGAAGAUUAGUGCAAUGAUUGGAAGGUUUGUAGAAUAUAGUGGAAAUGAUCAAAGCCUAGCCUCUCCAGAGAAUUCACAUCCUGAAGAGACUGUUGAGACUCCUGCUGGAACUGAUGAGGUACAUUCUGAAACACCAUUACAUCCUGUUAAUGGAUUGGCAGAUGACAAUGCAGAUGUCCCACCUUUUGAAUCUAGUAAGGAUCCCAGAGAAGUAACAUCUCCACCGUCUCAACAGAAUGAAGGACCCAAGGUUCCAGUGGAGCCUACUAUAGAACAAAAUGAACCUAAGGAGGAAGCUCCUAAAGAAUCUAAAGUAGAGGAUGCUAAGGCAGUAGUUGAGACUCCUGUGGAAGAAGCAAAGCCAGAAGUUGCUCCUGCGGAAUCUAAUGAAAAUGGAUCAGAAUCUGGUGAUGUGGAUGAGUCUCCUAAGGAGAAUGAACCUACACUAACUCCUACUAAAGAGCCUAAAAAACGUCUAAAGGGUAGAUAUCCAAAAGAUAUUGCUGAACAAGAAUCUCCUGAGUUAGAAGAGCUUAAUCCUGUGCCUGAUUUCAAAUCCAAAGUUGAUUCUACUCUCUUUGAUGUAGAGGAAGGAGAAGAAGAUGGUGUUCCAGUUCUUGAGCUCAAGGCUAAGCCGAGAGUUACAGUUACACGGUUUUCAUAUGAUGGGAAGAAAAUAUGGUCCGGAGUAGGAAGAUUUUCAACAUUCUUUUGUUCUUCAUCCACUUUAUAUUUCGAUGGUGACAAACCUGUCCUCUCUGUAGUAAUUUCCAAAGAUAAAAGCUGUAGGUUUGAGGCUACAUAUAGAUACCUUGAUGGCAAACAUUGGAGAAAUUGUACUCUUAGAAAUCAUAAUCGUAAGCUGAAAGUGUUGAAGAAUAAGUGCAAGCCUGAAGAUGCAUCUCCGGGAGUCAUUGAUGUGAAUAGCCCAGAUGGGUCACUCUGUAAAAUGUUCAAAUGUAUUAUGGACGGUGUUGAGACACUUUUAUGUGUACCGUCUUUUGGACUAAGAGAAAUAAACUCUGGUUCACUCAGAAUUUGGAAAGCUGAUAAGUAUUGUGACAUAUGCACAUUACUCAAAAUCCACCAUAAAGACGGCCAACCUGUCCUGAUUCACUUCACUGUAGAAUGUGGCUCCAAACUUUCUGGUUAUGCACUUUUGAAAUGUGGAAAAUUAUGGAAGAACAUUGAUAACUAUGACACUGAGGUAAAAAGGUUUGUUGCCGGUACUAAUUCUAUUCGUGGAUUUGUCUUGGAUCUUACUGACGUCGAAGAGAGUGAAGAAUGCAAAGUAUUCAAGGCAAAUCAGUUUGGUGUUUAUAUCACUAUUUUUGUACCAACUCCUGGCUUUUACACAACCAGGAUAACAUACGGAGAAUGUCUUAUCUACGUGUGUUGUCAAGAAAACUGUGAACAUGCUAAGAUUGUAAAGAUGCAUGAAUUCGGGUCAAUGACCCUAAUAAAUUUUGUAAUUUCAGAUUUAAAUGGAGCCAGAGAAUACUAUUAUGUCAAAGAUGGUGCCACUAUUUACAUUACAGAGGCAAACAAAAAAGUGAAUUUGAUCUUUUAUAAACAUCCAACUAAGGUUUCAAGAAUUUCUAAACCUGAAGACGAAAGAGCUGUAACGAGGCACUACUUUAUACCAAUCUACUACAUCACAUUCCCAGGAUACAAACGCAAAUGCUCGAGAACAUAUCGCUUCUGGGUUAAGGAAAAGGAUUUAAUAAAACUCCACUCUGUAAAGUGGCCAACGAGAAGGAGCAAACAUCCGGAUGUCAAUCUCUGUACAAGCAAAAGUGAAAUAAAAGCUGAUCCUGUAUGGUGUAAACGUGAUGUCCAAUCUAUAAAUGAAUACGUUUACAAGAUAAGAUCAAAUCUUUACAAUCGCUACAUUGUCUCUGGUCGUUGUAGUGGAGGUCAGGGAUAUUCCGGAUUAGCCUAUCUUCCUUGGCUUAUUCCAAAGAAACUCACUGAAAUAGUUUAUGCCCAGUAUAAACGAGUAUCUGAAGUUAGGAACAUAAGUAACUCGUUUCUUCCCAUUGAAAAACAUUUCAAUACAUCAUCACUCUUGCCAAGACUAAGCACUAGGUCCCUGGUACAAAAUUUCAAGUAUACAGUGCUUGUGAUUGCCAAGUUGUUGAGGAAUACUCAAGAUGCAGAUUUUGAUGUUAGGGGUGAAAAGGAAGAUGGUGAUGAUGAUACCUAUGAAGAGGAUCCCGAAGUUGAAGAUGACGAUGUUGAACAAGAUGAGGAGGAAGAAGAUGAAGAGGCAGAUGGAGAAGUCGAUGAAAUGUUCGUGCCAUCUCUGCGCUUUAUGGAACAUUUGGAAUCCGCACUAGAUGGAAGUUUGACUUACAACUACUUUUUUGAGGCAUUUGUAAACAAUCUAUACUGGGUAGAUGUAUUCGUCUACUGGAUGGACACCAAUUUUACAACAAAGUGCUGUUUUACAGACACAGAAUGCAGAUUAAUUAAACAUUUGGGAGAAAACAAAGGAGCGCCAUAUUCCGCGUUUUUAGGGCUAGAGUACUUUUGCAGACUCUUUUGCUUUGAUACACUCUACAUUAGUCUCCUGGAACGAAUAGAACGUAGGGCUGGACAGUGUCUAACCUACCUACCAAUCACACAACUCCUCAUUCAGUAUCUCACAUUCGUUGCUUCUGAUUACUCUAAAACACAAGAGUACGGAUUGGAUGAUUAG
This is a messenger RNA of Theileria equi strain WA, 3468 nucleotides long. RefSeq lists its product as hypothetical. Lineage: Eukaryota; Apicomplexa; Aconoidasida; Piroplasmida; Theileriidae. The record is from RefSeq and is a predicted model, not a curated record. The transcript is spliced from 4 exons. The coding region runs from base 1 to 3468 and encodes 1155 amino acids.